UGGCCCCCUGCGCGGCGCCGCCCCGGCCGGGCCGGGUCACCUGGGGAGCUGCGGGCAGGUGUGCAUCUCCCCGGGCGUCCCCGCUGCGCACGGCGUGGAGAACCGCUGUCCGACGGUGACUCGUGCCACCCGCGCGGCUCCCGUAAGGACAGUGCCCAUAUUUAGCCGAAAACCAACCGUGAUUAAGUGAAAUAAGGGCACUGGCUGACCCGGUGGCCACUGAGGAGGAGGUCACCCCUCCGGGCAGUGAAAGAUCGCCUUCUCUGUGAAAAGCUGAGGCCGCUAGUUUCAUUUUAAAGUGGAUCUUAUUAUGAAAGCGGUGUUUGCCUUUCCCCUUUUUGGAGCUGGGAUUGAACCCAGGCCUCAAGCUUGCGUUCCCUGUCACUGCGACACACGCCCAGUCCCCCGAAGCAACUAUGCUCCUAGAAGCACGAGUAUUUCGAGGAUUUGCCUCUACAGCUUCUCUCUGUGCGGAAUCAGGGAAGAAUGAAAAGGGACAUUCACUAAAUCCCAAGAAGCAAAGUCUACCAAAAAAUGUAGUGGAACCAAAGGAGAGGGUCAAGCCACUAACCCCCCAGACUGCAGCUGCACCGCCUGACAGCCUGUCUCCACCCCGUCCUCCCCUGCCAUGUGGGAGCAGAGGCGGGACACUAGCUAGCCCCCACCCCAGUGGCAGCAGGCUGCUCUCAGAGGAAGGGCCCCUGCAGCGUUUUUCGAGGAAGACUUUGGUAGAAUUUCCUCAAAAGGUCCUGCCUGCAUUCCAAGAACAGGGUUCUGACUCCAAGGUUCAUCAGGUUCCUGGGCACCAGAGGGACGACUCGUCCUCCUCCUCUUCCUCCUCCUCCUCCUCCUCAUCCAGCUCCUCCGAUUCAGAGUCUGACGAGGAGGGGGAUGUCCCAGAAGUUAGUCCCCCAGGGGUGAGCAAAGGCAAGGGACAGUUUUCAAAGCCAGAGGCCACCCGCCCCUUUGAGAAGAAAGACCCCAAAGCCACGGCAUCUGCAAAAGAGAAUACUGGGGUGCAGAGGCCACCCGUGGAUGUCACCUACCCAGGGCAGCCCCAUCCGCUGAAGAAGACGGGGCCCUCCACCAAGUCAGUAAAGGACAGAAAAGAAGCCAAACCAAAACCCACCACACCCAGCUCACAGGCCAGUGAAGAGAUUUUGAAGAAAAAUGUAAAGAAAGAAGAAUUGCAGAAAAUAUUUAGUUCCAAUGAGACAGAUGAAGAAAGCCAAAAGCCAUUUGAUGUUCAGGACACUUUACCUGGCCACACAAAAGCUGGACCUUCAACACAGCAGAGUGGCCGCCCAGUGUUCGCAGUGCAGACAGAGGAGGCCAGGGCGCGGGAUCAGCUGCCAGCUGCCGCCCCUGGGGCCCAAGGCAGACGCCUAGAACCUCAGGUGCCUGGGCCUGGUGGGAAAGCCUCUUCUCCCCCAGCCAGAGAAGAAAACGUGGGGAAACAGGUAACGGAAAGACACUCAAAGGCCAAAGGGGGCAUCUUGGAAGAUCAGGUACCAGUGAGAGACGAGAAGAAGGCAGACGUCUCUGGAGAGAAGGCCGCAGGACCACAGCCUGAGGAGAGGGGCCAGGCCACUGAAGACGCAGCGCCCUGCAGGGAAGCCCAGGGCCACACACAGGAGCCCGCCCAGGCCCCAGCGCCCCCCAAGCCAAAUGACACCACCACCUACAAGAACCUGCAGCAUCACGACUACAACACGUACACAUUCCUCGACCUGAACCGGGACCUCUCCCAGUUCAGGAUGCCUCAGCCCUCUUCUGGACGUGAGUCCCCUCGGCACUGAGCCCUCUUCUGGACGUGAGUCCCCUCAGCACUGAGCCCUCUUCUGGAGUGACCUGGCCUCCUCAUCUUGGCUGCAAAAAUAAAAAUCACUUGAUUCACAAGCCCA
This is a messenger RNA of Ictidomys tridecemlineatus (thirteen-lined ground squirrel), 1904 nucleotides long. It is a transcript of the gene Ndufv3, whose product is annotated as NADH:ubiquinone oxidoreductase subunit V3. The record is from RefSeq and is a predicted model, not a curated record. NCBI's taxonomy places the organism in Eukaryota, Metazoa, Chordata, Mammalia, Rodentia, Sciuridae. Gene Ontology annotation, biological process: mitochondrial ATP synthesis coupled electron transport. Gene Ontology annotation, cellular component: mitochondrion; respiratory chain complex I.